Messenger RNA from Aureobasidium pullulans EXF-150, 2529 nucleotides. RefSeq lists its product as uncharacterized. The transcript has 3 exons. NCBI's taxonomy places the organism in Eukaryota, Fungi, Ascomycota, Dothideomycetes, Dothideales, Saccotheciaceae. Gene Ontology annotation, biological process: positive regulation of transcription by RNA polymerase II; negative regulation of transcription by RNA polymerase II. The record is from RefSeq and is a predicted model, not a curated record. Gene Ontology annotation, molecular function: RNA polymerase II cis-regulatory region sequence-specific DNA binding; DNA-binding transcription factor activity, RNA polymerase II-specific; zinc ion binding. The coding region runs from base 1 to 2529 and encodes 842 amino acids.
AUGGGCGAAAUGAUGGCACCUUCCUCUUCCACCACCUCGUCGGCCGUACAUUCCCUUACCAGCGCGAGCACACUGGAUUCCCCUACAGAGUCAACGCGAAGAGCGCUGCGUGAUUCAGUGUUCGAGUCGGCAACAUGGCGCGAGACGGACGGCGAGUCACCAGAGGAACUGCAACGAAAAGAUCCCCUUGGCACCCAGAUCUGGAAGCUAUAUUCCAAGACGAAGAACACACUACCUAACUCUGAGCGCAUGGAAAACUUGACGUGGAGAAUGAUGUCGAUGAACCUGAGGCGGGCUCAGCACCAGAGUCGGCUUGCUCACUAUCAACAGCGUGCCAACGCACCUAGUGGAAUUGCGCAAUUGAGACAGUCGGCCGAAGCGCAGUCGCAGUCGCAGUCUCAGUCGCACUUUCCCGCUCCCACCCACGAUCACAUGAAUCUAGACGACUUUAUCGUCCCCUCAUCCAUUGCUUCGCCCAUCAGCCAACCCUCGCCGCCUGCCUCGCUCGACCCCGCGACUUCGGAAUUCAAGGCAACUCCGACGGGCAUCCCUAUUCGCCGCCAUCAGCAGCUACAAGAGGAGGCUCAGGACGACUUUGUCGCGCGUGCCUCGGCUCCGUCGGUCGCUCCCACUGCUGUGAACAAAACGACCGAUGAGUUUGGCUAUAUCCAACGCCAUGUACGCAAGACCAGCAUUGAUGAGCGCAGGCCACCAAAGCGACGUGCCGACUGCUCACCCCAGGUCCCUCCUGUCACUACUGGUAUGCCUAACGAUGCUCUCCUCAACAACUAUUCGCUCGACUCAGGCGCCUUCAAUCCUCCUAACACUCACGGCCAAGUACCCUUUGGCCUGGACACAUUCGGCUUCGACACGGGUGCCAACUCCAACCACAACGAUCCCUUGCUAUCGUCGGCUGGCCCUUUCCAGACCAACUUCAAUUUUUCGCCUGUCGGUUCGCCCAUGAUGAACAAUGGCCCAUACACCAACAUGUUCAACCAGGCCAUCAUGUCCAACAACUACUGCUCGCCACCUCAGUCAUCCUAUCAGUCCCGCGUCUCGACCCCUCAACCUAUCCCCGAGCACGAGCCUGUUUUCUUCAACACUUCUAGCAGUGUCGACUUGAGGCACCACGCUCACAUGAGCAGCUAUACCAGCCAACAGCCUACCCCUGUUGCUAGCAUGCAGCCUCAGUACAUUUUCAGUCCCAACAACGACAACAUGUUCAGUCAAGUCUCCGCUCCCGACCCAUCGACUUCCUUCAACCAACCCUCGUCUUUCUCCAUGUCGGGCCAUGUCGAUCCGACCGAGGUGCUCUCCACCGGCAUGUCGUUGCCGCGUGACAGCAACAUGUUCACCUUCGGAGCCGACUCCGAUAACGAAGACGACGAACCCAACUUUGGCGACAGAAACAAUUUUAUGAUGCAGACUGAUUUUUCACCUAUGGAAGAUCCUGCAAUGGGCGAAUACCAGUGGGAGAGCGGUCUCGCCUCAGGGCAGUUUAAUUCGCUGCCUGCUCGCUACGCAGGCCCUCCCGCUCGCAAGGGCGUUACAAUUGGGCAUACUGAGAUGAUUCCCUCCCCGCAGGACUGGGGUGUGGGCAGCUUGGGUCGCACGCAUGGUUCAGCCGCCUCGGUCAGCGAAAUUCGCAACCGCGGAAACGACCCUCGUCUCAAGAAGAUACCCCGUACAAGCUCAACCCCGAACGCCGCCGCUAUGGCUGCUCAGCAUGGCAUGUUCUCUGCUCGCCCUCAAUCCUCUCCCUCAUCGCCGCCCGAGUCUUCGACUGGAUUCAGCUCUGUCGCUCCUUCUCGUCCUGGAAGUCCAAAGCCUGGUGACAACGGUCUGCCCACCACAUGCACAAACUGCUUUACACAAACCACUCCUCUAUGGCGCCGCAACCCUGAAGGACACCCGCUGUGUAACGCAUGUGGUUUGUUCCUCAAGCUUCACGGCGUUGUACGUCCGCUCAGUUUGAAGACGGAUGUCAUCAAAAAGCGUAACCGCGGCGGAGCGGGCGCCCCAACUGUCGGUCCUUCCUCCAGCCGUUCCAAGAAGGCCGCGAGCAGGAAGAACUCUGUGGCUCAUACUCCCGCCGCUACUCCCAAGCCCACCCACGAUGCCGACUCUCCCAAAUCCACAGCUGGCUCUUCGACGACCGCAAACACCCCUACCACUCAGAACAACCCCGUCAUUGCGCCCAAGACUACCGUAGUGCCGAUUGCACCUGGUCCACCAAAGCCACAGAUGCCUGCCACAGGCCCCGCCCCUACGCGCAUGGUUGCACCGAAGCGUCAACGCAAGCAGAGCAAAGUCGGUAGCUCUCCACAAGAGAUUGAGAUGGGUGAGGCGGAUGAUAUUCCCAGCAUCAAACCAAAGGAGGUCGCUCAAGCACCUAUGCCUUCAUUCGCGCCCAGCCAGCAGCCGACCAUGAUGAUGAACAACAACGGUACACCCGGAUCUCUGGUCACCACACCUUCUGGCAUGCCAGCCGGCCCCCAAGAGUGGGAAUGGCUUACCAUGAGUUUGUAG